CGGUUUUGCAGUGUAUGAGAUAAGGUUCCUAUUUUUUCUUUGGUGAAGUUGAGACAAAAUCACAAACUACAGUAUAGGUGGGAUCAGGAUUAAUUUAUUACUUUGAUUGGUUCUCUUUUUUUCUGAUGAAUUACUCUUCUUAUUUUUGUGUAAAAGUCUUGUUGAAAGGAGUUGAUGUGUGGUUGGUGGCAGAAGGAUGCAUUUGCCCCGGACCAUGUUCAUGCAAGAAGCGCCCCUGUCCGUGUUUAGACCAGAAGGACGGAGUUAUAUAUUUAGACAGUAGAACAGUGAUAACGUUUCAGAGUUGGCCAGCCGCCUCCCACUCUGGAAACUUAAAACCGGACAGACCUGCACGCCUCAGAGUAACAAUUAAACUUCGUGAAUUCAUGAGACUCCCCACUUUCUGGGUUUCCUCAUCUGGUCGGAUCCAGUCGGCUGGAAAAGCGGGCGUCCUGGUGCGAAAUAAUCGGUGUGAGUUAAUGAGGCGGAGAUGCAGGAGGACAACCCCAGACACGCUUCUCUGCGGCCAGGACAGGUGCUCCGCUGGUGAGCCGGCAGAGGACGGGACGGGCAGCCAGGGAAGGAAGUAAACAGCGGAUUCUCUUCGCCAUGGAUCAGGGUCAGAGCGCGCAGGUCGCCGAUAUGGUGGGGGAACACGCAGCCGGGGUGUGCGCGUCCGAGCGCGGCGAGGUGUCCAGCCCCAGCCCGCCGGCCAAGCAGCGCUCCCUCCGGGUUGUUUACGUCCUGAACGACGGGCUGAAGGCGGUGAUGGCAAGCAGCCCGGAGUCCGGGGCGCUGCAGUGCCUUCAGAGAGCCUGCGACGCGGAGAGCGCCCUGCUCACCACCGUCACCUUCGGACGGCUGGACUUUGGAGAGACGGCGGUGCUGGACAGCUUCUACGACGCAGACAUCGCCGUCGUGGACAUGAGCGAUGUGUUUCGUCAGCCGUCGCUGUUUUACCACCUGGGUGUGAGGGAAAGCUUCGACAUGGCCAACAAUGUCAUCCUGUACCACGACACCGACCCGGACACGGCCCAGUCGCUGAAGGACAUGGUUGCACAGAAAAACACAGCCAGUCGUUCCCCAGCAUUAGGCUUCCCUUGGAUUCAGCUGCCUCCAGAGUACCGAGGCUCUGGACUGAGAAAUAAAGCUUCCAGCGGUAAUUACUACUUCAUCCCAUACAUUGUGACUCCUAACCAUGAGUAUAUGUGCUGUGAGAGUGAUGCACAGCGCAGGGCUAGCGAGUACAUGCAGCCCAGCUGGGACAACUUGUUGGGGCCGCUGUGCGUCCCCUUGACAGACCGCUUCACCAGCCUCCUGAAGGACAUCCAUGUGACAUCAUGCGCAUCUUUUAAGGACACCUUGCUGAAUGACAUCCGGAAAGCCAGGGAGAAGUAUCAGGGAGAGGAGCUGGCCAAGGAGCUGGCCCGAAUCAAACUCAGGAUGGACAACACCGAGGUCCUAACGCAGGACAUCGUCAUGAACCUGCUGUUUUCCUACAGAGACAUACAGGAUUAUGAUGCUAUGGUUAAGCUUGUGGAGACUCUAGAGACGCUGCCUACGUGUGAUCUGGCAACCCAACCGAUGAUCCAGUUCCACUACGCCUUUGCUCUCAAUAGGAGGAACAGUCCUGGAGACCGGGAGCAGGCUCUCAGAGUGAUGCUCCAGGUGCUGCAGACGAGCGAACAUCCCGCCCCGGACAUGUUCUGCCUCUGUGGUCGGAUCUACAAGGACAUUUUCCUCGACUCGGACUGCAAAGACACUGUAAACAGAGAUAAUGCCAUACAGUGGUACAGAAAGGGCUUUGAACUGCAGCCCACUCUCUACUCUGGCAUUAACCUGGCUGUCCUCCUCAUCGUCGCUGGCCAGCAGUUUGAGAGCUCCAUUGAACUGAGAAAAAUAGGUGUGAGAUUAAACAGCCUGCUGGGGCGUAAAGGUUCCCUGGAGAAAAUGAACAACUACUGGGACGUGGGCCAGUUCUUCACCGUUAGCAUGCUAGCUAGCGAUAUUCCCAAAGCUACUCAAGCGGCUGAGAAGCUGUUCAAACUGAAGCCACCGCUAUGGUAUUUGCGGUCAGUGGUGCAGAACCUGCAGCUGAUCCAGAGGUUUAAAAAGCAGGCGGUGGAGCAUUCCCCCCAAAGAGAAAGACUCGACUUCUGGAUGGACAUCAUCGUGGAGGCGACUCAGGGAACCACCAAGAGACUGCGGUUUCCUGUUUUGAUUUUGGAGCCAACUAAAGUUUACCAGCCUUCCUAUGUGUCCAUAAACAACGAAGCAGAAGAGAAGCAUGUUUCCAUCUGGCAUGUCUCUCCUGCUGAAAGCAAGGGAAUCCAUGAGUGGAACUUCACUGCAACGUCCAUUAAAGGCAUUAGUAUUAGCAAAUUUGACGAGCGCUGCUGCUUCCUUUACGUCCAUGACAACUCUGACGACUUCCAGAUCUAUUUCUCCACCGAGGAGCAGUGCGGUCGGUUCUGCUCCCUGGUGAAGGAGAUGAUCUCUGAUGGUACAGGGAACGCCGUGGAGCUGGAAGGAGAGGGGGACGGAGACACGCUGGAGUAUGAAUAUGACAUGGACGAGAACGGAGACAGGGUGGUGCUGGGCCGGGGCACUUAUGGAGUGGUGUAUGCUGGGAGAGACCUGAGCAACCAGGUCCGGAUCGCUAUUAAAGAGAUCCCUGAAAGAGACAGCAGAUACUCGCAGCCACUUCAUGAAGAAAUUGCCCUUCACAAGUACCUGAAGCACAGGAACAUCGUUCAGUAUUUGGGCUCGGUUUCUGAGAACAGAUACAUCAAGAUCUUCAUGGAACAGGUGCCUGGAGGAAGCUUGUCUGCUUUACUGAGGUCAAAAUGGGGACCUUUGAAAGAAGCGACGAUCAUUUUCUACACCAGACAGAUCCUGGAGGGGCUGCGCUACCUGCAUGAGAACCAGAUUGUCCACAGAGAUAUAAAGGGAGACAAUGUGUUGGUAAACACCUACAGCGGCGUCUUGAAGAUCUCUGACUUUGGAACCUCGAAACGCUUGGCUGGAGUAAAUCCCUGCACAGAAACGUUUACAGGUACUCUGCAGUACAUGGCUCCAGAGAUCAUUGAUAAGGGCCCUCGAGGCUACGGCGCCCCGGCUGACAUCUGGUCUCUGGGCUGCACCAUCAUAGAAAUGGCCACUGGGAAACCUCCGUUUCACGAGCUCGGAGAGCCACAGGCAGCCAUGUUUAAGGUGGGAAUGUUUAAAAUCCACCCAGAGAUUCCUGAAUCUCUGUCCCUGGAAGCAAAGUCCUUCAUCCUGCGCUGCUUUGAGCCCGAUCCUAAUAAGAGACCCAUCGCUGCAGAUCUGCUCAGGGACAUUUUCCUCAGGCAAACCACGAAGGGCAAAAAAAGCAAAAUUGCCUUCAAACCAUCAGACUACAUCCACAGCGUUUCCAUUCCAGCGCAGCAGCAGGGCGAAGCUGCCGGCAGCAGCAGCAGCGAACACGGCUCUGUGAGUCCAGACUGCGACUCCAAACACGACGUUUUCUUCCAGAGGAAGAGAACCUCUGGCUCUGAAAACCUCAAAACCUCCAGCUCCAGCUACCUAAGUGUCCCAGACGAGAGUUCAGUCUCAGAGGACCGCAGCGUCCCGCCCUCACCGGAGGACAGGGACAGCGGCCUCUUCCUCCUGAAGAAGGACAGCGAGAGGCGAGCUAUUCUCUACAAGGUCCUGAAUGACGACCAGGAGAAGGUCAUCUCCAACCUGAAGGAGAACCACAUCCAGGGCAGCGAGGAGCUGCUGCUCUCUAUGGAGCACAUCAAGCAGAUCAUCUGCAUCCUACGGGACUUUAUUCACUCUCCGGAAAGACGCGUCAUGGCGGCCACCAUCUCCAAACUCAAACUGGAUCUGGACUUCGACUCUAACUCCAUCAACCAGAUACAGCUGGUGCUUUUUGGCUUUCAGGACUCGGUGAACAAGGUUCUGCGAAAUCAUCACAUCAAACCUCACUGGAUGUUUGCCAUGGAUAACAUCAUCCGCAGAGCCGUGCAGGCCGCCAUCACCAUCCUCAUUCCAGAGCUGCAGACCCACUUUGGACCAGCCUCUGAGUGUGAGGGGGCAGAGAAGGACGACGAGGUGGAUGAAGAGGAAGCUGUGUUCAGUCCCGUUUUAGCUCCAACCUCGGACGACCCGGGAACCACGCCGGACCCCGUCCUCAGCAGCACCAGCACGGUGAACUCCAGCCACACCGAGGAGCAUCAGCGCUCGCACGUUCCCCUCGGCGCCCAGCUGGGGCGGCUCAAGCAGGAGACCAACAGGCUGCUGGAGGAGCUGCUGCAGAAGGAGAAGGAGUACCAGCAUGUCCUGAAGGCCACGCUCCAGCAGAGGGCUCAUGACUUGGAGCUGAUCCGAAUCAGGCACAGACCUCCAGACGUUUCUCCUCCCUCCAUCCUUCAUGUCCCAGCGGACUACGAGCCGGACAAGCAGCUCACCGAUUGGCUGAAAGAGCAGAGGGUGGACCCAGACACCAUCGACAAGUUUGUGAUGGAGGAAUACACACUGUCUGACAUUCUGGGCGAGGUCACCAAAGAUGACCUCCGCUCUCUUCAUCUACGCGGUGGAGUGCUGUGCCGGAUCUGGCGAGCCAUUCAGCGGCACCGGGAGCGAGAGAGGCUGACGGCUGACAAACACUCCAAAGGGGACGUUUAACUACGACUUUCACUUCUGAGGAAGUAAUGCGCACAUCGACACAUUACCAGCCCCGCAUGGCCGUUCGUUUUCCUCUUGCCUGUCUCCUCUGUGCCUUUCCACGCUGUCGUCUGUGGCAGACCGAGUCCAAGCAGAGUCCCAACUGAUCAGACCAAAGCGCUUUAGUGCGGGCACUACUGUAUGUACGGUAUUUCCAUGUGUAUUCCUGUGUUGCCACAAUGUGUUUGUGCUUCAGAGCUUUGAAAGGUUAGGAAUUUUUACAUUUAUGGAAAGAUGCAGUCAGUUUUUUAGUGUUUGUAUCAGCUCUGAAAGGCUGGAGUGGUGAGUAUUAAAGGUCUGCGGUUUGGUCCCUACGGAGAGUUCUGGUACUCUCUGGAAAUUUUUUUAAAUAAUAACCCUUUUUUUUUUUAAUCGACUUUUUUAAAAACUUUCUUAAAAGUAAAAAUUGUUACUUUUAAAAUAUUUUUUUGCGUAUUUGUUGAAGUUAUCACUAUAUCUUGAUAAUGAGACAAAAUCUGUGAAAAAAUUGAGCUUUUCCCUGUGCAAACUAGAAACAAUCAGAGCGAGGAGGCAGGUGUUAGCGCUGUCAAUCAUCCCCCAUGUGGCGCUGCUAAUCUUCCCCUUGCUAUCUGCUACGCUGCAGCUAGCAUAGCCUGUUCUGAAUGCUAAGGCUAGUUAGCAUGAGCACCAAUGAUGGCGGAUGAACGGUUUUUCUGGAACUGUAAGUUGUCCCUCUGCCACAUUUAGCAGGGACUACACUAUGUUGAUUGACAGCGCUAAGACCCGCCUCCUGGUUCUGAUUGGUUGUUUUUGGUCAGGAGCGAUGCAUUUCAGCAAUAGUAGCAGAUCUUUUCUCAGAUUAUCUGUCUCAUAACAAACUGUUACGACAAGUUGACGGUUUUAACAAAUAUCUUAACACAUAUUAGUUUCACAUAUUAGUGCCUCAGUUUAUCUGCAGCAGAUAAAAAAAAAUAAAAAAAUCCAAUCAAAUGUUUUGUUGUACACAGAAUGAAC
Molecule: messenger RNA, 5685 nt
Organism: Gambusia affinis (western mosquitofish)
Lineage: Eukaryota; Metazoa; Chordata; Actinopteri; Cyprinodontiformes; Poeciliidae
Gene: map3k15
Product: mitogen-activated protein kinase kinase kinase 15
Exons: 30
Coding region: 610-4671 (1353 amino acids)
Biological process (GO): MAPK cascade; cellular response to stress; protein phosphorylation
Molecular function (GO): MAP kinase kinase kinase activity; ATP binding
Source: RefSeq, a predicted model, not a curated record